AUGUCCAGCGGCAACCCAACUCUAGAUGCAGCGCAGAAAGCGACUGGGAUGGAGCCUCUGAAUGCACAGCCAUCUGAACCACAACCACCACAGCACGGCGCAUACGUCAAAGAUCCCACCAUUGACACCGUGCCGCCAGCGCUGCAAGGUCUACAUCCACCAUUCGAGGCUUUCGUGCUGGCGUUGGACUCGACAGACAGCCGGAGCAAGAACAACCAGUCCGUGAAUCCAGCGACAUACCCUACCGAUAGCGAGUUCGAGAACCUGGUGAAGGCGGGACUGAAGCCGGAGGGACCGGUGCGGGCGGAAGCCAUUAAGCCGGAAGAUGUGGAGUGGCCUGAGGGCUACAGGGAAGUAGUGAAGCAUUUGGAGAGUGUUGGAGACGAGCGGAACAUCAAAGCGUAUAAGGUCGUAGAGGGCCGUAAGAAGGCGGAGAUGUUUGUGCUGGCUUUGGAUCUUGAUAACGAUCGCUUGGUGGGUGUACGAUUUCCUGCUUAG
Molecule: messenger RNA, 498 nt
Organism: Baudoinia panamericana UAMH 10762
Lineage: Eukaryota; Fungi; Ascomycota; Dothideomycetes; Mycosphaerellales; Teratosphaeriaceae
Exons: 1
Coding region: 1-498 (165 amino acids)
Source: RefSeq, a predicted model, not a curated record